This is a messenger RNA of Mycetomoellerius zeteki, 2829 nucleotides long. RefSeq names its product protein lin-9 homolog. The record is from RefSeq and is a predicted model, not a curated record. Gene Ontology annotation, molecular function: DNA binding. Bases 30 to 1952 code for a protein of 640 amino acids. The transcript has 7 exons. Gene Ontology annotation, cellular component: nucleoplasm; transcription repressor complex. Gene Ontology annotation, biological process: regulation of cell cycle; DNA-templated transcription; reproductive process. Lineage: Eukaryota; Metazoa; Arthropoda; Insecta; Hymenoptera; Formicidae.
CAGGUCCGGCUACACGAGAUGGCGGAUUGAUGAACCCGAUAGAGUCGGAAGUACGUACCCAUGAUGCAUCACUGAUUGGCAACAUGGCGGACGUGAUUGAAAGUGAAUCUGCGGAAGCAUUGCUGUCCAUAAAAAAUGGUGGAUAUCCAACCAUUGAUGAAAUCAAGACUGAGAUAAUUGAAGAUGAUACAAUGGAUAUGGAUGAACAUAAUUUGAAUCACUCGGAUCAACAAAUGGAUACAGAGGAGUCAGAACCGAUACCGGAGCUAGGACCUGCAGCUUUAGGUUUGCAAAGGGUAGGCACUCAGCCACCUUCCAAACCCAAUCCACCUACACAACCAGUACAGGUAUUGAAUCGUAGAGGGAUGCCAGCGAGAAUUAGGAAAAAGAACAAGUUGUUCUAUGAUGACAUCUUGAUUAAUCAUCCACAUCACAGAAUCAAGAAGGAUCCUUCGGCUAUAGAUACAAAACAAUCCCCCAAAAAGAUGAUGCGACCGUCGCCAGUGAAGAGGCAGACUAAGAUGUCGACCACACCAAAAAGUACAAGUUCAUCUUCGCAAUCGCAACCAACAACUCCUGUAACAACUCCAAUCAAACAAGAGAAGGAGCCUGAGAAACUGUCACAACUUACAUCGCCGGAUCGUAAAAUAGGACAGAAAAUUGGUAUGAGACUGAGAAACUUGUUAAAGCUACCGAAGGCGCAUAAAUGGGUCUGUUACGAGUGGUUUUACAGCAAUAUAGAUAAGGUGUUAUUUGAGGGCGAUAAUGACUUCAUGAUAUGCUUGAAAGAGUCAUUUCCGCAAUUGAAAAGUCGCAAACUCACGCGCGUGGAAUGGUGCAAAAUUAGAAGAAUGAUGGGGAAGCCGCGAAGAUGUUCGCAGUCGUUUUUCGAGGAGGAAAGACGUGAACUGGAGAGGAAGAGGCAGAAAAUACGGAUGUUGCAGCAGAGGAAGACGGCGGACAUAAGCAGUUUCAAGGAUCUGCCACCAGAAAUACCAUUGCAAUUAGUAAUCGGUACGAAAGUGACGGCAAGAUUAAGGAAACCGCAGGAUGGUUUAUUCACUGGAAGCAUCGACGCUGUCGAUACUAGUAAUAAUACUUACAGAAUUACGUUUGAGAGAGCUGGACUUGGAACACACAGUGUCCCUGAUUACGAAGUUUUGUCGAAUGAACCACCGGAAACGAUCAGCUUGACAUCAUUCUCCCAAAAGUUCAGACCACGGCCUUUGCAAUAUGCACCUUCUUCAUCACCAUACAUGAUGAAGUUAUCUCCGCGAUUGACCAAUGAUCCUUUAAUAUCGAACGCAUCUGUCUCCAUUCCGAAAAAGACGAAUACCGGUGGUACAGUGAAUGGCUUUCCACUCAAAUUACUUGAACUUAUGGUCAAAGUGAAUAAGAUAUUAACAACCAAGAAGAAUAAAAUCAAGAAAUUGAAGGAAAUGAACGGAGAAGCUGAGAAGAGACGUUCCUUAGGUGAAUCGCUUCCUCCCGAUUUUGAAAAAAAAUAUGCAGGAAUUAUUGUUGAGUUGGAGAGAAUGAAUGGAGCUCUCCAAGACUUUUUGAACGAGAUACAAGAACUGUGUCAAGAAAUGGCGCCUGAACCUAGUGUGGCAGCGAUGUUGGCACCGUCACAUCUCCGAGAGAAAUGCAAACAAGAAGCGGCAGAUAUGGUCGCUAAAAAUAACGUAAUGAAUGAUAAAGAACCAGGAAAAAUGAAUCAAUUGGUAACUGAUUUGACUGCGUUGAUGUUACAAGUGAAAAGCUUAUCAGAUUCCGAUCGAAACGCAUACGAACUCAAAGUACUACAAGGUACCAUAGAGCAGAUAAGAUCGAAACUCAGUCCUCAGAAUCAGCAAGUGUUUCAAAACUGCGUUGAAAUUCACAUGCAACAUAUUCAAGUAGGCCUAGGACAGAUGGGUCCUCUUACGCCGUUUAUGGCGCAGAGAGUUUAAAGAUCAAACAAGAACUCGUAUAUUCUCACCAAGUGUAUAAUACAGUAUAACAGACGAUCAUGCAUCACGAUAUUUUUAGAAAGCAAGAAACUAACCCUGUAUUUUCUCAUCUUGUAUAGACUACAUUAAUAAUAUAUUGCCAUGUAAAGUGCACGUCUACACAAUAUACAUAUAGGAUUUAAGCUAUUAAUAUACAUUUUGUAUAUACAGAAUAUAUCAGUUCUUCAGUUUUUUUAACGACACAUUCAUGAGAUACUGACCUAGUUUACAUCGUGCUUGAUACGCAUACUAACUAGUUCACUCUUAAAUUAUUUUAAUUUCAGCAAUGUAAUUUAAAGAAUGAUAUACUAAAUUGAUUAUUGAUUAUGGUCAUGUGUAUCGCCGAAAUUAAGAUAAUUUAAUAAAAAAACUAGUUAGCAUCUGUAUCAAGUGCGUGAUGUAAACUAGGCCACUAAGAGGAAAAUUUGUGUACUGUUGGAUAAUGUUACUGAACAUAUUGAAUAUUUAAGAAUGUUCUUUUUUCAGAAUUUUAUGUACUGUAUGCAAGGACUUGGACCGAAAAAUUUCGGUCCGAGGCUAAAUCCAACUUUUGGUUCCAUUCUUUUACUGUAACGGUUAUUGAGUCCAUUUAAAUUUUAAUCUUUUUCGAUUUCAAUAAUUGUACACCCAUAACGGUCACCAUUAUCACUAAAAGAAUUGGAAUCAACCUCGAAACCGAAAGCUGCGUAGCCUUGGACUAUGAUUAUAACAUUCUGAAAUUUUAAAUCAUAAUGUAAAUUUAGACUGAGUCCCUGAAUGUAUUAUUUGAUUAGGCAUAAAUAUAAAUGACAAUUUACUGUCAAGUCAAUUGCGAUAGUAUAUGUGCGAAUAGUAAAAU